UCAAGAUCCGGGGGGGGCCAGCUAGGGCAUCACCGGGCAGAACGUUGCUUCCAGUCGACCUGGCUCGGCACCGGGCUGGGCAACUGGAGCGCCUUUUCCAAUGGCGGACCUUGAUGAUGAGUCCUCCGAGGAGACUGAAUCCUCCGAGGGGUCUGAUAUGGAUGUCAUUGAGGAAGCGGCCGAACGUGGGAGGGAGCCGCAUCCACGGGUCAUCAUGAGCUCAUGGCACAUUCAACUGUCCAUGGCUGCUACUCGUGGGGACCGACCGUGGGAAUGCCGCUUACCAUCUCACCAAGUAGCGCGCUUGAAGCAAGCGGGAUGGAUAGGCCAAGCUUACAUGCAGCUUAGAGGGCUACGUGAGGCCUUCGAAGAGAUCCCCAACGCAGGUGCAAUGCCAGAAUCGAGUUCUACCGGAUCCGCCGUGGUACUUUAUUCGGUACCUUUGUUCCAAGAGCGGUUUCUUCCUUUGUGGGUGAAGAACCCAUCCGCCAUCCACUCCUGGAUCAACUUUGUCAAGAGCCAAGAGAAGGGUUUAGGAGCCACACAUUGUCCGGUGCGUCACUUGAAGUGUCCAGUGCCACACGGCUUAGAACGGCUGAAGUGGCUUCAAAAGAUCUACGGUGAGAUGCAAGCAACAGGCAAGCAGGGUCCUCGAUUCCACCGGAAGGCCACACAUGCAUCAAUGACCGUGGGAGAUGUGGUAGCCAUUGAAGAGCACACGUACAUGGCCGCCUUUGAUGGUUUCUAUGUGGUGAAUUUGAAUAGAGCUGAUGGGCAUGAUGUGAAUGAUGAUUUCGUUCGAAUGGAAGACACCUUCGGGAUUGGGGAGGAGGAUGGAAAGAAGGUGCUUCAACUUGAAGAGAAAGGGGCCCGGAAGGGGAAAGGGAAAGGAAAGGGCAAAAGGAACAAGAAGAACAAGGGACAUGAUCUCGAGCAUACAUGGCCAGGCAAGGGUGGCAAGGGUGGCGAUGGUGGGAACACGAACCACACAGAAGAGCAAAGUGGGCAGCCAGGCAAAGGCAAGAAGAAGAACAAAAACAACAAGUGGCAGAGCAAACCCACUGAAGCACCUCAGAAUUACGGGAGUCCGAAUGGGGAUGGAUUUGCAAAGGGCAAGGGCAAGUCCAAGGGCAAGAAGGGCUCGAAGGGCUCAAAGGGCUGGUGGCAGAACAAGCAGUCCGGAGAAGCGCCGCCCAAUUACGGGAGCGUUGAGGCUGAUGGUUGGGGGAAAGGCGUUGACGCCGGAUUGGGGAAAGGUGCGAAGGGCAAGGGCAAAUCCGGCAAGAGCAAGGGCAAGGGCUGGUGGAGCAAAGCGGAUGGACGGACUGAUGAGAAUGCAGGAUAUGGUGGGUGGGGGAAAGAGGGGAAGGGGAAGGGCAAAUCCAAGGGAAAGCAAGGCUGGUGGUCAAAUUGAUGGGAAGGUUCCUGAAAUUCCCAGGCGACUAGUCAGCGAUUUUCAAUUCGAUUGGUUGAAGAUGUCACAGUCAUUGAUUUCAUUGCGAGCAGAAGACUUUAGCUUCUGAGAUGAUUUGAGAGGAAAUGCCAAAUUAUUGACAAACACAGAUGUUCAAUAAUGCAAGUCUGCUCAAAGAGAGCAUGACCACAGGUUUCAAUUUCAAGAUUUACGCGCUCCAAAAAAGUUGCCAUGAUGCUUUAUGAUGUACAUUCUGAUUUGCUGUACGGUGGGAGUGCACUUGUGAUUCAGC
Molecule: messenger RNA, 1706 nt
Organism: Durusdinium trenchii
Lineage: Eukaryota; Dinophyceae; Suessiales; Symbiodiniaceae
Source: the annotation of a GenBank genome assembly